Gossypium raimondii (Peruvian cotton) is the source of this 2027-nucleotide messenger RNA. Its product is annotated as jasmonoyl--L-amino acid synthetase JAR4. Lineage: Eukaryota; Viridiplantae; Streptophyta; Magnoliopsida; Malvales; Malvaceae. Gene Ontology annotation, cellular component: cytoplasm. The record is from RefSeq and is a predicted model, not a curated record. Gene Ontology annotation, molecular function: acid-amino acid ligase activity. Bases 241 to 1956 code for a protein of 571 amino acids. The transcript is spliced from 5 exons.
AUCCAUUGACCAACUCAACUACCCAAUUUCAACCCCUCCGUACAUACAGAAAAUUCUUUGUUUUCCAGUGAGGAUAACGCGGUGUUUUUGAGUUUUUUUUUUUUUUUUCUUUUUUUCUUUUAGAACCUCUCUUUCUGCUCCUCCUUUUUUUUCCUCAAUUGAGAGUUGUUUAAUUCAUGCUCUAAAGCUGCUGAGAGAAGGGAGAUUUCUAGAUUCGGAUUUUCGAGAGUUUCAGUAACGAUGAUAGAAAAGAUGGAACUUCUGGACGUGGAUAAACUGAUAGAAGAGUUUGAAUCGAUGACAAAAGAUGCCGGGAAUGUUCAAAGGGAGACUUUAAAGAAGAUUUUAGAAGAAAAUGGAUGUGCUGAAUAUCUGCAAAAUCUGGGCCUCAAUGGCAGAACCGACCCUGAAAGCUUCAAAGCUUGUGUUCCUCUCGUCACUCACAAUGACUUGCAGCCUUAUAUUCAACGAAUUGUCGAUGGUUCUUCCUCUCCGAUUCUCACUGGAAAACCAAUAACCACCAUUUCUCUCAGCUCUGGGACUACUCAAGGAAAGCCAAAAUUUGUGCCUUUCAAUGACGAAUUAAUGGAAACUACUUUGCAGAUUUACCGUACUUCAUAUGCUUUUAGAACAAGAGAAUUUCCUAUUGAGAAUGGGAAGGCUUUGCAGCUCAUUUACAGUAGCAAACAAAGCAAAACCAAAGGGGGUUUGAUUGCCGGAACGGCGACUACCAAUGUCUUCCGCAAUUCACAGUUCAAGAACACAAUGAAAGCGAUGCAGUCACAGUGUUGCAGCCCUGAUGAAGUGAUAUUUGGUCCUGAUUUCCACCAAUCCUUGUACUGCCAUCUCUUGUGUGGGCUGAUUUUCCGCGAAGAAAUUCAGUUCAUUUCGUCCACCUUUUCCCAUAGCAUUGUUCAUGCAUUUCGAACGUUCGAGCAAGUUUGGGAAGAGCUUUGUGCUGACAUAAGGGAAGGGGUAUUGACAAGCCGGAUCACAUUCCCUUCGGUCCGAUCAGCGAUGGCCAAAUUGCUGAAGCCAAAUCCCGAACUAGCUGAUUUGAUUCACAAGAAAUGCUUGGGACUGAAUAACUGGUACGGACUGAUACCGGAGCUUUUCCCUAAUGUGAAAUACAUCUAUGGGAUCAUGACUGGUUCCAUGGAGCCUUAUCUGAAAAAGCUGAGGCAUUAUGCAAGGGAUUUGCCUCUUAUAAGUGCUGAUUAUGGUUCUUCAGAGGGUUGGAUUGGGGCAAAUGUCAAUCCAAAUGUACCCCCUGAGUUGGCUACUUAUGUCGUGCUCCCGGAUAUCGGAUAUUUUGAAUUCAUUCCUCUGAAAGAGAAUGUUGAGGAGGCCAAGCCAGUAGGUUUGACUGAAGUUAAGGUUGGUGAAGAAUAUGAGGUUAUUAUCACCAGUUUUGCAGGUUUAUACAGGUAUAGGCUAGGGGAUGUGGUCAAGGUUACCGGCUUCCAUAACUUGAGCCCGGAGCUGAAAUUUAUCUGCAGAAGAAACCUCAUGCUGACCAUAAACAUCGACAAAAACACUGAGAAAGAUUUACAGCUCGCGGUCGAAGCAGCAUCCAAGUUAAACACCGAGGAAAAGCUGGAAGUGCUCGAUUUCUCUAGUCACGUCGACUUAUCGACCAACCCUGGUCACUAUGUGAUCUUCUGGGAAAUCAGUGGGGAAGUAAGGGAAGAGGUACUGGAAGAAUGCUGCAAUUGUUUGGAUCGUUCUUUUGUCGAUGCAGGCUAUGUUAGCUCCCGGAAGAUCAACGCCAUUGGUCCUCUUGAGCUCCGAGUUGUUCAAAGGGGAACUUUCCAAAAGAUUCUUAAUCAUUACGUAGGGUUAGGAGCUGCCCUUAGCCAGUUUAAAACACCGCGAUGUGUAGGGUCUACAAACAAUGAGGUGUUGCAGAUAUUGUGUAAUAAUGUUGUGAAGAGCUACUUCAGUACUGCGUUCUAGUUGUAGUUAACAGAAAAUAUAUAAUGCUUAUAAUUUCUUAAAUAAGUAAAGAUGUAAGAAAGGUUAAAUAA